Lycium barbarum (goji berry) is the source of this 1201-nucleotide messenger RNA. Its product is annotated as chromatin modification-related protein EAF1 A-like. The coding region runs from base 293 to 898 and encodes 201 amino acids. The record is from RefSeq and is a predicted model, not a curated record. The transcript is spliced from 7 exons. Gene Ontology annotation, cellular component: NuA4 histone acetyltransferase complex. Lineage: Eukaryota; Viridiplantae; Streptophyta; Magnoliopsida; Solanales; Solanaceae.
AUGCAUCAGCUAUUUUUAGUACACUCUAAAAAUGAUACUAUGAAAUAGACUAGUUUACAAAAAUAUAUAAAUGAGCAAAUUUAACCUUUUUAAGUCUUACGACUUCAUGGAUUAGUAUGACAAUAAAAUUGUAUUGGCAUCAAAUAUCUUUUGCUUUGAAUUGAGGUACUUUUCAUCAAAUAAAAACCGUAGAACAAGGAGAAACCUUUGCAUUGCUAAUCUUAACUGCAAUUUUGGCACAGGUGUUCACAAUUGAGGUUUAUUCGGUCAAUAUAUUGCAAAGAAGCCAAAGAUGAUGAGGCAAUCACUUGAAAAUUCUUCUGAAAAUUUUGGUCCUGUGGGUGGAUUUGUCUCAUCUCCAGUGGCUUCCCAGAUGAGUAACACGUCCAACCCAAAUAAAUUCAUGAGAGUGCUUAGUGGUAGGGAUCAGGGUAGCAGAGCCAAUACUUUGAAGAUGUCUGUUGGACAAGCAGGUUCAAGAAGUCCGUGGUCACUAUUCGAGGACCAGGCACUCGUUGUCCUGGUGCAUGACAUGGGUCCAAAUUGGGAGCUUGUAAGUGAUGCUUUCAAUAGUACUUUACAGUUCAAGUGUAUCUACCGCAAGCCAAAGGAAUGCAAAGAACGACAUAAAAUACUGAUGGACAAAAGUAGUGGCGCUGAUAGUGCUAAUGAUUCAGGAUCAUCUCAACCCUAUCCUUCAACAUUACCUGGCAUUCCCAAGGGAAGUGCCAGGCAAUUGUUUAAGCGUUUGCAGGGGCCAAUGGAAGAGGAUACACUUAAAUCUCAUUUUGAGAAAAUGAUCUUGAUCGGGCAGAAAUAUCUUUCACGAAAGAAUCAGGUACUUGAUGAAGAGACCGGGGAAUCCGUUGAUCCGCCACUGCUUCAUGCAAGGGAAUAAAGUAGCUCAUCUGCUGGCGCAACAAGGAGCAACUGGAGAUCCGAGUGAUCAACAAGUCCUUUUGUGUAAUGCCCCUACUUUUGUUAUGUAUCAAGUACUUGAAGGCAUGGAAGAGAAGUAUACCUCUAGGAAAGUAUCUUCCAAUGCCUGUAGUAGUCUAGUAAAAUUAGGAAAUCAAAUCUUAGUGUAAUCAAACGCUAGGGUGUACAUGGAUCGGGUUGUUUCGAAUACUAAACCAAAUCAAUUGUGUCGGGUGUGUAAAUCUACAAACCAAACCAGACCAAUAAAAGUUGUGGUUUUCAA